CAAACCCGCUCCGGAGGCGCGCGCCGUGUGUCAGUUGGGUUCACGGGUGCGCGCGUUUAAAAGUAACAGUUAAAACGUCAAAGAAGAAGAGGAAGAAGAAGGCGGGAACGAACUGAGAUUGCUUUUAAAGUUUACUAAACACAGUGAUGAUCUCUGUAAUGAAGCUGUUUACCUCCCAUUCAAUGGAGUGAGGGAUUCUGGGACACUGCUGUAAAAAGGAAUCAAAUUAUGAUUGGGAAUGGCACACAGAGGCGCUUCUGUGCGGGAUGUGUCCUGUUGGACUUCUGGGUGGGAGAGGAAGAGGUCAUGAGAUCGAGCUGUGGCAGGAACAAGAGGCUUCACCGAGCCAUUGGAAAGGAAACUGCAGGACAACCGUUGAGAAAGUGACAUUGUUUAUCAUCCCCUCGCUCUUCGUAUGAGUCAGAAUGAGGCUGAAGCAGGAUGUGAGUCCAGUAGUGGUCGUCAUAUUCAGGCUGGUGGUUUGGCUGUACUCUCUCAUCUCUUACCUGCCGUACCUGUUGCUGAGAUCGUCCGACUUACAGUCGUUCUCCGAGUGCUCACGGAGGGUGAAGGCCAGUUCUGUGAGCGGACACCCUUCGGGACCAUACCGGGACGUCAGAGCGCUGAGGGCGUUGGCCACAUGCCUACAGCCCGGGCUGAACACACUCGACCGGGUGUUUGAAUCGUCCGUAUGCCGCUUUCCUCACUUCGACUGUCUGGGAACCAGGGAUCUGCUGAGUGAGGAAGAUGAAACUCAGGAAGAUGGAAGAGUCUUCAAGAAGGUGAUUUUGGGAGAGUAUCGCUGGAUGUCGUAUGAUCAGGUGUAUAAAGAAGUGAGAGCUUUCGGCAGCGGUUUGGGUGCUCUAGGACAGAAACCUCUGAAAAACAUUGCCAUCUUCUGUGAGACGAGAGCGGAGUGGAUCAUAGCAGCACAGGCCUGUUUCAUGUACAGCUUCCCAUUGGUCACUCUUUACUCUACUCUGGGUGGUCCUGCUAUUGCUCAUGGACUCAAUGAAGCUGAAGUGUCUCACAUCAUCACCAGCAAAGAACUUCUGGAAACCAAACUCAAGAAUAUUUUGCUAGAGGUGCCAAGAUUACGACACAUCAUCGUUGUGGACGACAAACUCAAGAGCGGCUCUGAAUACCCACAAGGCAUCAGUGUCCACAGCAUGGCGGCUGUGAAGAGGCUGGGGGCCCAUCCCGAGAAUGCUUUGAGGCAGAGACGGCCUCCAUGUGCGUCUGAUGUGGCUGUGAUCAUGUACACCAGCGGCUCCACCGGCGUGCCAAAAGGAGUCAUGAUCUCUCACAGUAAUAUUAUUGCUGGAGUCACUGGCAUAGCCGAGAGGAUUCCCAACCUCGGUGAGGAUGACACGUAUAUUGGCUUCCUUCCUCUGGCUCAUGUGUUGGAGUUGAGCGCUGAGAUGGUGUGUUUGGCUCACGGCUGCAGAAUCGGCUACUCUUCACCACAAACACUCGCAGACCAGUCCACCAAGAUAAAGAAGGGAAGCAAAGGAGACAUUAGCGUCCUGCGGCCCACUUUAAUGGCAGCAGUACCAGAGAUAAUGGAUCGGAUCUACAAAAAUGUGAUGCUGAAAGUGGAGGAAAUGAGUGUUUUUCAGAGGACUCUUUUUCUAUUGGCCUACAACUAUAAGAUGGAGCAGCUUGAGAUGGGAUACAGCACACCACUGUGUGACAAACUGGUCUUCAGGAAGGUUCGGGCGUUGUUAGGUGGCCGUUUGCGGGUGUUACUGUCCGGUGGUGCACCUCUGUCGGCCGUGACCCAGCGGUUCAUGAACAUCUGCUUCUGCUGUCCUGUAGGUCAAGGCUAUGGCCUCACGGAGACCUGCGGCGCUGGGACCAUCAGCCAGCUUUGGGAUUACAGUACAGGACGAGUUGGCGCUCCGCUGGUUUGCUGUGAAGUUCAGCUGAAGGACUGGAUCGAGGGUGGAUAUUGCAGCACUGACCGGCCCUGUCCACGAGGGGAGAUUCUGGUCGGCGGGCCCAACGUAACAAUGGGUUACUACAAGAACAAACAGAAGAACAGCGAGGACUUCUUCGUGGAUAAGAAAGGCCAGCGGUGGUUCUGCACCGGAGACAUCGGAGAGUUUCAUGGAGACGGCUGUCUGAAGAUUAUCGAUCGUAAGAAAGACCUGGUGAAGCUUCAAGCAGGAGAAUACGUGUCUCUGGGAAAAGUGGAGGCCGUUUUGAAAAACUGUCCACUUGUUGACAACAUCUGUGCCUAUGCCAACAGUGAUGAGUCUUAUGUGAUCGGCUUUGUGGUGCCCAAUAAGAAGCAGCUGCUUGCGCUGGCUGAGAGGAGGCGAGUCAGAGGAUUGUGGGAGGAGCUCUGUAACAACCCAGUCAUCGAGGAGGAGGUGCUUAAAGUCAUCACAGAAAUGGCACUGACAGCCCAGUUAGAGAGAUUUGAGAUCCCACGCAAGAUCCGCCUGAGCGUCGAGCCCUGGACCCCAGAGACCGGCCUGGUUACAGAUGCUUUUAAACUCAAACGAAAUGAGCUAAAAUCACACUACCAGAACGACAUUGAGAGGAUGUAUGGUGCCAAGUAGAGCCAAACCACUGCUGAUUCCAGACAAAACCCCUGGACAGGCAAGAAAAAGUUACUUAUGUCACUAUAACUCCAACCAGGAUGGAGAUUUCCAAUGGACGUUACAGACGUGAACAUAAUGGUUUGGAAAUGUUUUUAUACAGUGUGAUGACCAACACUCUCAACCAGCAGCACUUAAAAGUGCCAAAAGUGAUGUUAGCCUUGCUAAGUUCUACCAGACUUAGCUGCUAAACUGAAGCUGUUAAAUCCUUUCCAAAUACACGCAUACUCUCCAAAACACUGCAACGUCAACAAAUCAAAAAAGCAAAAAGGUUCAGUGCUGUUACAUGCAUCCAAACAAUCCAAUAAUAAUAGCUCGAUCAGACUUCAUGAAAACACCUCAGUUGAGAUGACUGAGCUUGAUCCAAAUUAAAAAAAUUAUGUCAUACAAACGUGCGUUCAUUCACGUGUCACAUUUAAUGAACUGGGGUGCGUUUCCCAAAACCAUAGUUGCUAACUAAGUUAGCAACUUUGUUGGAUGCAAUGCAAUUUCCCAUUGCCAACCAACUAAGUUGCUAACAGGUUAGCAACUAUGGUUUUGGGAAACACACCCCUGGUCAGUGGAGGAGACAGAAUAUGUACUAAAUACAGUAUUUGCUAAAAAAAAAUCAGUUCUUUCAUAUAUUUUAGAAAUAUAUGUUUUAGAAAUCAAGGCAAAAACUGCAUUUAUGCUUGCAGCAGCUCAGGUGAAAGUGCUGGAUUGGAUUCAAACCAAUUGACAAAACAUUAGUGCAUGUAAACAUACUUACUGUGAUUUCUCAGGCCAUUUUAUAUGUUACUGCCACAAAAAAAAAGCUUUAUUAUGGCUUUAAAUACUUCCCAUGAUGCUUUGGAUCUCCAAAAUGUUGCUCAGUAGGUCAGUCUCGCUCUGUGUCGCACGUCCCAGUUCUUGUUCUUCCCCAUACACAAACAAUGCAUUAUGGGAUGUUUUUCUAAGCUCACGUUCUCAUUGGAAAUUCAGAUUCAAACAAAUACAACACAUAGAUAUCUUAAUGAAACUCUUCAAACACCUGUUUAAAUCAGCAAUUUUCUCUCCAAACACAUCUGGAAUAUUAAAGCCAUUAUUUGCUUUUUUCAAUCUUUACGUAACCUUCAUUUAAUACUGUCAGAAGGAGACCAAUUAUCUAGACAAAUCUAAUAUAUGUAAACUUAAUUUAUGGUUGAAAUAAUUGGCUUUAUUUAAAUAUGAUAGCUUGCUUAUUGGGGAGUAUGAAAUCCCGAAAGCAUUUCUGCUCAUUGGAUGAUUCUGAUUGAUGUUCUAGGACUGGAAUGUUCCUGUUGGGUGACUGUAUCUCCUGCUGGACAGGAUAAUAGAUCUAGUAUAAUUAUACUAAUAUAAUCCAUUCAAAGCAGUUUCAUUUAACUUUUUGACAUGAUUUUGCUCAUUCAGGGAGCUUUUCCACUCUUUUUCUAUAGAUAAACUAGUUAAAACCCCACAACUGCAAGUUAUACAGUCCAAUUCUGAGGAAAAAAUAAAUUAAAUCUUACAACUGUUCCAAUUCUCAUGAGAUUAAAUCUUGCAAUACCGACUUAAUAAAUUACUUUAUUUUAUAAUUUAUCAGAACUUUUUUUUUAUUCAGUGGAUGAAACAGGCUCCCAUGAAACACCAUGUAUGCUGAAAUAAACUGAAUGAAUAAAUAAA
This is a messenger RNA of Carassius gibelio (silver crucian carp), 4247 nucleotides long. RefSeq names its product fatty acid CoA ligase Acsl3. NCBI's taxonomy places the organism in Eukaryota, Metazoa, Chordata, Actinopteri, Cypriniformes, Cyprinidae. The transcript is spliced from 16 exons. Gene Ontology annotation, cellular component: lipid droplet; endoplasmic reticulum; plasma membrane. Gene Ontology annotation, molecular function: long-chain fatty acid-CoA ligase activity. Gene Ontology annotation, biological process: neuron differentiation; long-chain fatty acid metabolic process; long-chain fatty-acyl-CoA metabolic process. Bases 426 to 2567 code for a protein of 713 amino acids. The record is from RefSeq and is a predicted model, not a curated record.